Molecule: messenger RNA, 234 nt
Organism: Parnassius mnemosyne (clouded apollo)
Lineage: Eukaryota; Metazoa; Arthropoda; Insecta; Lepidoptera; Papilionidae
Source: the annotation of a GenBank genome assembly
AUGCGCCUACUAAGAUGUAGUCAAGUGCUAACACAACUUAUAUUCAUGACAGUGUAUUCAAAACCGAGGCAUUGGCUCAGCAUUACGGAGGAGAGUAACCGUAACCUGCGCCUCCUCUAUUGGAACCCGGACGGGACACAACACAGGAUCCGUGAACUCCGUACAGUCGCCCAACAACAAGACAUUCAGCAGUCAUAUUUGAGACGACAUUCCUGGUGGGCUGAAUUAGAAUGA